GCUGAUCAAUCUUGCUCAAGUAACUUGAUAUAUAAACUUGCAAAACAAUUGGAUUUACUGACUCAGAUACUGUGAAUUGUUGUGAAAUGUUGAUUAUCUACAUUAUAAUUCCACUGAUUUUAAUACGUUCAUGUCAGUCAGGAUCAUCAUCAUCAUCACAACAAUCUAACUGCACUGAGGAACAACGAUCACCUUUUGCACGGUUUGUUGCUGCAGUGGGAACACUUAUUAGCUUAAUAUGUUUUCUAGAUGGAAUAUGGAACACUAUAGCUGGGUUCCUUCAGCAGGCGACACAAAUGACCGGAUAAGGAUUCAAGAUGAACUAUGAAAUUCUGUACCGAUUUCUUUAUUAUUCAAAUCCAUUUCUCUAGUGAUGU
Schistosoma bovis is the source of this 377-nucleotide messenger RNA. The record is from the annotation of a GenBank genome assembly. Lineage: Eukaryota; Metazoa; Platyhelminthes; Trematoda; Strigeidida; Schistosomatidae.